This is a messenger RNA of Eriocheir sinensis (Chinese mitten crab), 1485 nucleotides long. RefSeq lists its product as uncharacterized. NCBI's taxonomy places the organism in Eukaryota, Metazoa, Arthropoda, Malacostraca, Decapoda, Varunidae. Gene Ontology annotation, molecular function: catalytic activity. The transcript has 6 exons. Bases 403 to 1485 code for a protein of 360 amino acids. The record is from RefSeq and is a predicted model, not a curated record.
UCAUAAAUCUCAUGAGUGUCCCAUGGCUGAGAAGAAAUGCAUAAGCUGUGUGAGUGACAUGUUCCUCCAGUAUAUCUCUUUGGUGCCGGUAUCUGAUCUAAUCUGCGGAAUCAGAGUGUUCUUAUCAGCACCGCCUGACGGUGUCGUGCGUGGCAUAAUAGCAGUGGCCCAGACACUCGCGGCGUGAUAUUUAGCACGACACCGCCUCAUAGCCACCAGUGACCGACUCCAGCAUAGCCGAGCCACGAUUUCCUGAAGACCUAACAGACACCACCGCGGCGAGGGGCGUUGCGUCACCACCACCGCGGCCAGCAGGAGGUUGUCAGGCCACCACCACCACCACCACCACCGCGGCCAGCAGGAGGUUGUCAGGCCACCACCACCACCACCAGCAGCAGCGGCAUGGCGUCUGCAGGGAAGGGGCCGACCAUGAUUCGCUCAGCGGCGUCCAGGGGGUGUCGGGCGUGGGCCACAACAUUCACUAAGGCCAACAUCACCACCACCACCAGCACUGGGACGUCCACCAUCGGCACCAACGUGACACGGGGUAGACGACUCCCCCACACGGCCACGUCCAGUAAGCCGGCAGGAGAAGAGGGUCUCAAGUGGAGGUUCCCCGCAGACGAUAGGACACAGGCCAGAGUGGCGGCUGUGGAGAGCGGGUGUUGUCAGAGCACCAUCCUCACCUUUAAUUCCGUGGCGCCCAUCACCCCUGACCUGAUGGAGGAGGCGCUCGUCCACCUCUAUGGCAAGAUCGAGUCACUCAGACUUUGCUUCAGGCAAAGAGAGGGGCAACUGUGGGUCGCCAACAUGCCUCGACAAAAAAUAGAUUUACAGGUGGUGACCUCUACGGACUUGGAGCACGAACACUCUGAAUUGCAUAAAGUAAAAUUUGAUCUCUGUAAUGGGCCAUUGUGGAAUGCUCGGCUCAUGCCAUGUCCUCCAGAUGCUCCCUGUCCUCUCCCUGAAGUGAAGGCAGCAUAUCCUCAUCAGUGUCACCUCCUAAUGUCCGUCCACCAUGCUGCUAAUGACGGAAUAGUCGUACUACUGAUGUCGGAGCAGUUGUCCCACAUCAUCGACAGCCUCCUCGGAGGAUUACCCGUGGACACUAGGCCAGUCGGGGAGCUCCGUGACGGCGUGGAGGCCAGAGAGAGGGAAAACAAGAUUAGGGAAGAACUAGAAAGGGAUCCUGAGAGGCUUAUGGCGGCCAUCAGAAAACAUUUACCGAGCAAACAUCUUCCCCUGCUCAUGGAAGCUUAUGGUGUCCUGAACGCAGCCAACCCACCGACGCCGGAUUUGAGGACUUUGCUCCUCGACAAGCAGAUGGUGGAGAAGAUCACUGCCAAGGCCCGAGCCACUGGCGCCACCCUCAACGCCUGCUUCAUUGCUGCCUUGAACGUGUCCAUGAUGGAGGUGGCGCGCGAGGGGGGGUUGGAAAGAGACAUCUACAUCACCAGCGAGGCGUUGGCAAGAAUGUUCAAAUAA